GCUUCUUUAAUCGAGGUUAUGGAUGAGUGGCUUACUUUUGAUUAGCCUUCAACAAUUUACAAUUGACCAAUUUUACUGAGUUCAAAAAGCAAAGUGUAAAGCAAGAGGCCAAAAAAAAAAAGAAAUUUUUAUUGCUUUAAAAUAUGAACACGAACAAAGUGACAGAAGACGAAGUACUUUCACUUAUCAUAAGCCAACUGGUGGCAUAUGGCUAUUCUGCAGUUGCUCAAAGUGUGGCUGACGCGACAGGUGCUUCAACAGAUAUGCUACCAAGUUCAAAACUAUCAGAAAUGAUACAGUUUGCCAAAUAUAAGCACGAUGAGGACGAUUCUGAAGACGAUUAUUCAGGCAAGACGUUUGAUCAUGAUUCACCUAGACAAGAUAUGGAUAUCAGCAUGCCUUCUUCUUCUGGUUUUGAUAUUGAGUCUCUGCAAAAUGCUCAGCCUAAAACCGCACCAGAUUAUAAUCAACUUUAUUAUACGCAACAUAAAGGCCCUUGUCGUACGGCCAUAUUCAGUUCAGAUGGUCGAUUUGCAGCCACUGGCUCGCAUGAUUCCUCGCUCAAAUUAUUAGAUGUCAACAAAAUGAAGAACAGAUCUGGCGAUGCAGGCGAUAAACCAGUGAUUCGAACGCUAUACGAUCACACAGAACAAGUCAAUGAUUUGAGUUUUCAUCCUAAUGGCUUAGUACUUGCGAGUUGUUCAAACGACCAAAGCAUAAAGUUGUUUGAUCUAUCAAAAUCAGGCGUCAAGAGAGCCUUUCGAUAUUUACAGGAUGCUCAACCUGUCAAUUCAAUCUGUUUCCAUCCUUCAGGCGAUUUCUUGUUGGCUGGUACAAAAGAUGCAGCUGUUCGUAUUUAUGAUGUAAAGACACUUCAAUGCUAUACAAAUUCCAGUAGUGCUGAUGUUCACCGAGGAUCUGUUUCGCAAAUUCGAUAUUCCAACACGGGCAAGAUCUUCGCAACUUCUUCGUUUGAUGGCACAGUGCGUAUUUGGGACAGUACUUCUUCUCAGUGCAUUCGAACAUUAGAGGGUGCUCAUGGUGGAACUGCUGUCUCCAGUGUGAGAUUCACAGCGAAUGAAAAGUACCUCUUGACAGCUGGUUUAGAUUCAACCAUUCGAUUAUGGGAAGUAACAAGUGGCAAUGUGUUGAUGGAAUACAAAGGACAUGAACAGCGCACACAAAUGUUACAGCCUAGUUUUACUUAUACUGAAGGCUUUAUUGUGAUUGGAGAUGAAGCAUCAACAGAUGUUGUUGUUUAUGAUACACAGACAGGCACUUUGGCCAAGCGAGUGCCUGGUCAUAAUAAUUUAGUGCGAUGUGUAGCUGCAUCACCUGUAGAUAAUGGUAUUUUGACUUGCAGGUAAUGAUAAGGAUAAACAUGGAUGUAUAUGCUUACAUUUUAUUUACUUUAGUGAUGAUUACCGUGCUCGUUA
Messenger RNA from Gilbertella persicaria, 1436 nucleotides. RefSeq names its product WD40-repeat-containing domain protein. Gene Ontology annotation, biological process: mRNA 3'-end processing. Gene Ontology annotation, molecular function: protein binding; RNA binding. Gene Ontology annotation, cellular component: mRNA cleavage stimulating factor complex. The record is from RefSeq and is a predicted model, not a curated record. The coding region runs from base 144 to 1367 and encodes 407 amino acids. NCBI's taxonomy places the organism in Eukaryota, Fungi, Mucoromycota, Mucoromycetes, Mucorales, Choanephoraceae. The transcript has 5 exons.